AACAAGAUUCAAAGGCUGAAGAGCUAGAAAGUAGAGACACACAAUCCAAAAGAGUCUUAUUGAAGGGUGAGGGUCACCUUGGAAAUCCAUCCAUGCCAUGGCUCCCACUCUUACAUCCAAUUCAUCUUUUUUAAGCACCAGUCCUCAUUCAAGGGUGAGCCUCCGGAAUCCAAGGCUGAGAGUCUUUGCCAAGAAGUCUGGAUCAUUCCCAUCAUUUGGACUAGGCAAGCCCAAAGAUGAUUCUUCUUCUGCUGAAGAAAAAGAUAACUCAUCCAAUUCCAACCCCUUUCGUUUGGACUUUGGAAAGAUACCCGAUGUAACGUCUUUGAUCCCAGUUCCAAGCAACACUUCUGCGCCAGGCUUUUCUUUUGGAAACACAAGGCGCAAGGACCCUUCAACAGUGUUUGUUGCCGGCGCAACGGGGCAGGCUGGUAUUCGCAUUGCACAAACGUUGUUAAGGGAAGGUUUCAGUGUACGGGCUGGAGUCCCCGAACUUGGUUCUGCCCAAGAACUUGCUCGUCUCGCUACUCAAUACAAGAUUAUAUCAAAUGAACAGGCAAAGCGUCUGAACGCUGUGCAAUCAAGCUUUGACAAUGCAGACACAAUAGCCAAAGCAAUAGGCAAUGCCGGCAAGGUGGUUGUCACCAUUGGUCCGACAGAGAAUGGUCCAACCGCAGAGGUAUCUUCAUCAGAUGCCUUGCAAGUGGUUCAGGCAGCACAGCUGGCAGGAGUAGGCCAUGUGGCCAUCGUCUAUGACGAGAGCAGCACUGGGGCCUCAACCUACAAUGUACUGGAUGGCCUCUCAUCCUUCUUCAACAACCUCUUCUCCAGGUCUCAACCGUUGACCAUACAAGAGUUCUUGCAGAAAGUCAUUGAAACGGAUGUCAAGUACACCUUCAUCAAGACAAGUUUGACUGAUGAUUUCUCACCGGAGAGUUCCUACAAUGUGGUUGUCUUGGGCGAAGGAAGCGCCAGUGCAAACGACUAUAAAGUAGCAAAGUCCAAGAUCGCAUCGUUGGUGGCUGAUGUCUUCUCCAACACAGAGGUAGCAGAAAACAAGGUUGUGAAAGUGCACUCGGAUCCCAGUGCCCCCUUGAAGCGUGUAGAUGAACUUUUCAGCCCUAUUCCUGAGGAUGGAAGAAGGAAAGCCUAUGCUGAAAUGCAGGAAAAAACAAAGGCAGAGGAAGAAGCAAGAGUGGCAGCUGAAAAGGCCCGUGAAGCUUCUGAAUCAGCAAAGAAGUUGGAAGAAGAGGUGAAAAGGCUUUCACAGCAAGAAACACGGGCUGCAAGUCUGGCUCAAGAGGCCCAAGAGAAGGCAGAGGCUGGCGGGGCUUCAGUUGAAAACCUCUUGAACAAGGCAAAAGACUUUGGUGCAGGGUUUUCCUGGGAAAAGUUGAGCUCACAGAUUACUACUUCAAUCCAAAAGCCUGAUGAGGAUGAGAAACCAAAGGUGCAGCUAGCCACUGUAAGGGGACAGGCCAAGGCUCGGAAUCUCGCGCCUAACAAAGCAGUGGUCAAACAAACACCUCAGAGAAGUGCAGCUAAACCAAAGGUGGAAAAACCAAAGCAGACAGAGACACCAAAGGAGGUGAGGAAAGUAUUUGGUGGCCUGUUCAAGCAAGAGACUAUCUAUGUUGAUGAUGACUAGUGGAAGCGGAACAUAUUAUCUUGCACGGCAUAAAACUAUGUUGUUUGAGUCUGUGUUAACGUAGAUAAUUUGGUUGCAUGUGUAUGGUCUUGUAAAGUUCUAUGUUUGAAGCAGAAUAUUUAUGUAGUUGUACUGGUUCAGAACCCUAUUUUCGGGGGAAAACAAUAAAAGGGUUUUCCCUUAUCUUCUCUCCUCUCUUGCUAAUAAUUAAUAUUGUCUUUGGCAACGGUCUUGCCUUGCUUCA
This is a messenger RNA of Glycine soja, 1892 nucleotides long. Its product is annotated as protein PLASTID TRANSCRIPTIONALLY ACTIVE 16, chloroplastic-like. The transcript has 5 exons. Bases 98 to 1648 code for a protein of 516 amino acids. The record is from RefSeq and is a predicted model, not a curated record. Lineage: Eukaryota; Viridiplantae; Streptophyta; Magnoliopsida; Fabales; Fabaceae.